Epithele typhae is the source of this 819-nucleotide messenger RNA. RefSeq names its product FRG1-like family-domain-containing protein. Gene Ontology annotation, cellular component: nucleolus; catalytic step 2 spliceosome; striated muscle dense body. The record is from RefSeq and is a predicted model, not a curated record. Gene Ontology annotation, molecular function: actin filament binding. The coding region runs from base 1 to 819 and encodes 272 amino acids. NCBI's taxonomy places the organism in Eukaryota, Fungi, Basidiomycota, Agaricomycetes, Polyporales, Epitheliaceae. The transcript has 5 exons.
AUGUCCUCUGACAAAGUACGUUCAAUCAAGAAGAAGCGAAAACAUGAAGAUGGAGAUGAGGGCCCCAGCAGACGACGCCGCAGGGAUGACAUCGAAGAGUCUCCGGAGACCUGGGUGCUGCCGGAAGAAGCGAUUGAAUUCCGUGGACCUACCUUCAUUCUGCAUCCCUCCGACCCUUCCCCACUAUGCAUUACCUACGACUCUACCCGUGGGCGCAUCGUGCUUCACUCUGCCGACAAAGACAAGACGGAGGAUGCUGCUCCGCUUACGAUUCUGGAGCGCACACCCACAGACGUCUCCCAGGUCUGGGUAGUCACGCGCGUCGCAGGCUCCCCGACCGUCAACAUCCGCACUGGUGUGGGAGAAGGCAAAUUCAUCUCCUGCGACAAACAUGGGCUCGUGUCUGCGGACAGAGAAGCGCGCGGACCGCAAGAAGAAUGGACUCCGGUUGUAUUUCCAGAUGGGAUGGUCGCGUUCCAGAAUAUCUACGAGAAGUACCUCAGCGUGGACGAAGUUGCCGGCGGACAACUUUCGUUGCGAGGCGACAGUGACGAGGUUGGCUUCGGUGAGCGUUUCUGGGUCAAGAUACAAAGCAAAUACAAGAAAGAGGCCCAUGCCGAGGAGAAAAAGCGUAAGGGGAUUGAUACAACUACCACAGAUGAGGCUGGUACCAACAAACUGUAUCAAGCGUGGGGUGCCGGUCGGUCGGUCGUAUCAUCUGAGGAUAAGCGCGAGCUUCGGGAAGCGAAGAAGGAAGGUCGACUAGCUGAAGCCAUGCUUGAGCGACGAGCUAAACUGAAGAGUGACCGUUUCUGCUGA